GAAGAGCAAGACAUAUUUAGCAGUAAGGAAGACAAAGAGAAUUAUUUAAAAUUCUUUAGGGAAAGUCCAGGAUCAAACCCUGUGGCUGUUUUAUAGCAAGAUUUAGCUGCUCAAUUUGAUAGAUGAAAGAGUUUAUAUUUCAAAUAGCUAACUUAGCAAACCUGAUGAUAGAGGCUGAUCACACCUUAGAAAUAGUGAGACUUCCGUAAGGCACCAAUUAGAUUCAAAUUUCAAUGAAAAAAGAAGAUGGUUUCCUUAUUGUGCCGAAUCUUCAACAUUUGUGUCACUCUUUUUGUUCUGAUCAUUUUCUGCAUUAGUUUUAACAAAUGCUGGGUGAAAUCAGCUCAGUUUAGAGUCAUUGGACCUGACUGGCCACUCACAGCCAUUGUAGGACAGGACAUUCUCUUACCAUGUCAGCUGUCCCCCAAGAGGAAUGCUAAGAACAUGCAGGUGAGGUGGUUCCAGUUCGAGUUUGAUAAAUAUGUGCAUCUGUACCAGGAUGGGAAAGACCACAAUAGCACGCAGGUUCCAGAAUAUCAGGGAAGGACGACACUUCUGAAAGAUGAAGUAGUGGAGGGAAAUGUUUCCUUGAGGAUUUUCAAUGUCAGAUUCUCUGAUGAAGGGAAAUACCACUGUUUUGUUCAAGAUGAAGCUGAUUAUGAAGAAGCCAUAUUGGAACUGAAGGUAGCAGGUUUAGGCUCUGUACCUCUCAUUUCUGUCGAGGACUACCAGGAUGGAGGGAUCCGUAUGACUUGUCAAUCAGCUGGGUGGUACCCAGAGCCCGAAGUACUGUGGAGGAAUACCAUUGGGCAACAUUUACCAUCACUUUCUGAAACAAAAUCCCAAAAGGAGGAUGGCCUGUUUGAAACUCAAAAUGCCAUUGUUAUACAACAACAUUCAAAGCAGAACUUGUCCUGUUGGAUCAAAAACAACUUCCUCAAUCAAGAGAAGGAAUCAGCCAUUUAUAUAUCAGAUCCCUUUUUCCCCAGGGUGAAUCCCUGGAUGGUGGUGCUGUGUGGAAACCUUGUGGUUUUGUUUGGUUUCUUGGUCCUGGCAGUUUGUCUCUUCAGAAUGAGAGAUAAACUUCAUAAAGACAUUGGGAGGCAUCUUCAAAAAAUCAGCGAGCUCCAACUAGAACUUGGGUGGAGAAGAACUGCAGCCCACCCAGCAAAUUUGACUCUCGAUCCAGAGACGGCUCAUCCUGAACUUGUCCUGUCUAAGGAUCAAAAAAGUGUGAGAUGGGGAGACACACGACAGGAUCUGCCUGACAAUCCUGGGAGAUUUGACUUUCAGCUCUGUGUGCUGGGCCUCGAGCGGUUCGCCUCGGGAAGACAUUACUGGGAGGUGGAGGUUGGGGAGGGGGGAGCCUGGGCUGUGGGAGUUGCCAGAGAGUCUGUGCAGAGGAAAGGAGAGGUCAGCCCUAACCCUCAGGUGGGGAUUUGGGCUGUGGUGCAGUUGGGAGGUAGGUACCGGGCUCUCACUGCCCCUGAUCGCACCCCAUUGUCCCUGAGCCAGAUCCUCAGGAGGGUUGGGGUCUAUUUGAACUAUGAAGAGGGGAGGGUGGAAUUUUUUGAUGCUGAUAUUGAAUCCUCAAUCUUCAUCUUCUCUGUGGCUUCAUUUGCUGGGGAGAGACUCUGCCCUUGGAUUCGAAUUUGGGAUAGGGGACCUGACUUGAGGCUGCGGUACUGAGAAGCAAGCCAGUGGGAAAUCAAUGUAGCAGAGAGGCUGUCUUAACUGGCCGCUCUAGCUGCUACUCAGUCAUCUUUGUGACCCUGGAGAAUUCCACACUUCUUGAAGACUUUCUACAGCAUAGCCUUGGAGGUGCAGUGGUAGGUUUCUGGACUAGACACCAGGAAGCACCUGAGAUAGAAACUCUGACCUACCAACCUAUCUGUCACAUCCCCAGUGUCCCAGGGGGAUUCUGGAUCAGAGACUGAUUGAUGAGAACCCAAAGAGGCAUGUUGUGGAUUCCCCCAGGAGCAGGGGAGAGGGAAGCACUUGCUUGGGACCCUCAGCAUCGUCUGGUCUGAGUAGCUCCUGAAGUACAGUCUGAGUAAAGUCCAGGUGUGAAUUCUGGAGUAAGGUGGGUCCCAUCUCCUUCUGACUCUGAGAACCUGGUUGUUUGUUCCCUGAUCCUGCCUGGUUACCCAUGACCCUGCAUCAGGGUUGAACAUUCCUACUAAUUUCCCAGGAGAGGGACUUUACUUCUUCAAAAGGAGAAGAUAUGCAUCCCAAAGUCCCAAGCAGCAAAGCAGACAGCUCCUCUUUCAUAAAGGCAAAAGUCACACAGCAAGAUGUUCUUGCCCCUUGUAAAGGGUUAAGUAGUCCCUCCAGGCAAGCCUACACAACUCCGAGGACUCCAAAAUUAGCUCAGCUCCUUCUUUGCCAGUUUGCACAGGUUUAAGGUUGACACCCUUGUAUUCAGUCUACUCCAUUCAUCUUGUUAAGCUUAUCUCACUCUGCUUCCUUUGAUGCCUUCUGGGUUUUACCUCCAAAGGUUGUUUACCAAGCCCACCUGAAGGAUCAUCAAGGCUAUUCAGCUCCUUCUGUUUGAUAUAUAUUCACUCACUUGGGCCAGGCAGCUCUGGUUUUGGUGUGUCGUAACCUCUUCCUUUCUCCC
Molecule: messenger RNA, 2620 nt
Organism: Alligator sinensis (Chinese alligator)
Lineage: Eukaryota; Metazoa; Chordata; Crocodylia; Alligatoridae
Product: butyrophilin subfamily 1 member A1-like
Exons: 10
Coding region: 247-1689 (480 amino acids)
Molecular function (GO): protein binding
Source: RefSeq, a predicted model, not a curated record